This is a messenger RNA of Dromiciops gliroides (monito del monte), 3964 nucleotides long. RefSeq names its product LIM and senescent cell antigen-like-containing domain protein 1. Gene Ontology annotation, biological process: positive regulation of integrin-mediated signaling pathway; cell-cell junction organization; positive regulation of substrate adhesion-dependent cell spreading. The transcript is spliced from 10 exons. The coding region runs from base 54 to 1217 and encodes 387 amino acids. Lineage: Eukaryota; Metazoa; Chordata; Mammalia; Microbiotheria; Microbiotheriidae. Gene Ontology annotation, cellular component: cell-cell junction; cytoplasm; focal adhesion. The record is from RefSeq and is a predicted model, not a curated record.
UCCGCAGCUUUCUGACCCAGUGUCAGAGCUCUCAGAUAAGUUACCGCUUCAGGAUGGCAUUCCCAGGCAGGGUACACCCCUUUGUCAUCCCAGAAAAUGAAGAAAUCCCACAGACGGUAAUUAAUGAUGUCCACGAUGCUGAUGGGAAUGAAGGCGAGAAGGCUGUGUCCAAACUGCAACGUAGGCAAAGUGACAUAAAAGUCUACAAGGAAUUCUGUGACUUUUAUGCAAGAUUCAAUAUGGCCAAUGCCUUGGCUAACGCCCUGUGUGAACGCUGUAAAGGAGGCUUUGCCCCCGCCGAGAAGAUCGUGAACAGCAACGGUGAGCUGUACCACGAGCAGUGCUUUGUCUGCGCCCAGUGCUUCCAACAGUUCCCUGAAGGCCUCUUCUAUGAGUUUGAAGGAAGGAAGUACUGUGAACAUGAUUUUCAGAUGCUUUUUGCCCCAUGCUGUCACCAGUGUGGUGAAUUUAUCAUUGGUCGAGUUAUUAAAGCCAUGAACAACAGCUGGCACCCCGAAUGCUUCUGCUGUGAUCUCUGCCAACAAGUUCUGGCAGACAUUGGGUUUGUCAAGAAUGCUGGGAGACAUCUUUGUCGUCCUUGUCAUAAUCGUGAGAAAGCCCGGGGCCUUGGGAAGUAUAUUUGCCAAAAGUGUCAUGCCAUCAUUGAUGAGCAGCCUCUUAUAUUCAAGAAUGACCCUUACCAUCCAGACCAUUUCAACUGUGCCAACUGCGGGAAAGAAUUGACUGCUGAUGCUCGUGAAUUGAAAGGAGAACUAUAUUGCUUGCCAUGUCAUGACAAAAUGGGGGUCCCCAUUUGUGGAGCCUGUAGACGGCCUAUUGAAGGACGUGUUGUUAAUGCUAUGGGCAAGCAGUGGCAUGUGGAGCAUUUUGUCUGUGCCAAGUGUGAGAAGCCAUUUCUUGGGCAUCGUCAUUAUGAAAGGAAGGGCCUGGCCUAUUGUGAAACUCACUACAAUCAGCUAUUUGGUGAUGUUUGUUUCCACUGUAAUCGUGUCAUCGAAGGGGAUGUCGUUUCAGCCCUGAAUAAGGCCUGGUGUGUGAACUGUUUUGCCUGUUCUACCUGCAACACUAAGUUAACACUCAAGAAUAAAUUUGUGGAGUUUGAUAUGAAGCCUGUCUGUAAGAAAUGCUACGAGAAGUUUCCAUUAGAACUGAAGAAAAGACUUAAGAAAUUGGCUGAAACCUUGGGGAGGAAAUAACUUUUUAAAAAAAAAAUUUCCUUCAUAUGCAAAGAUUAGGAAAUGUUACACAUAUUACUUGAUUUCAUUCACCUUCCUAGAGGGUUUUAUCCCAUAAAAGUUUGGAUUUAAAAGCUUCUGGAACACAAAUAACUUCACAAUGUUGUUAUACCGCCCUUCUUUUCCUUGAAAAACUAACUUUUGUAUGGACGUACUUAGAACACAGUUGAAAUUUCUCUAUUUGCCCUCUCAAUAAAAACUCAUUUGUAGAUAUAUUGACUAUACUUGCAUAGCAAGAUUCAUAUGAUUAAAUUUAAAUUAAUUCAGACCAAAAAAAAACCUAACUUAUUUUUGUGAAAGUCUUAGCUUUUGGAUGAUUCAGCUACCAAAUUAAGGAAGAAUUUUGAAUCAGAGUCAAAAGAAAAUUACUGCCAUUUGAGCAAAAAUUAACAAGUAAAUCUUAAAUAUUUUUUUGUGCAUUAGAUUAAAGAGCUUGAUUUUCAGGGUUACUAAGACAGGAAACAAGUUUUCAAAACUACUUGAAUUUUGCUGUUUUUCUGUUAAAUGCAAUAAUUAUCCUGCAUGGCUUUAUAUAUACUCAUUCUUUAUGAACCUUAUUCUUUCAUUCAGAUACAUAACAUAGUAGUUAUGAUAACUAGCAAAUAUGUAUGCAUUUAAAAUUUUUGUGUGUGCAGAGAAUUUAUACCAGGUAUUUCAAAAUACAUUAUACUUUAACUAUAUUGGACAUAUGAAGUAUUUUUUUUAAUCUAUUAAAACAAUUAUUCUUAUCAUGCUUCUAGGCUUAAUGUCAAAGCUAUAGUCUUAGAAUAGGACAUAAAACUCAAUUUGAUGUCAUCUUGGAAUGUUGACACUUAAAAAACAGUGAAUGUAUGUAUCUGUAUUGGUCAGACUUCUUUUAAUAUUCUCUCUAAAAGCUAUGCUUUAUAUACAAUCAAACCCAGUUUGCCUUAGAAAAGUGCAUCUUUAAUCACAAGUUCUUGCUGCUUGGUACAAUACCAAAUAAAAAAUUAGUCUAGUAAACCCAAAUUCCUUUACCAUAGCCUUAAAUCUGGUAGGGUUUUUUAAAAUAUAUUUUACCAACUAAAGCUCGUGGAAUUUACUAUUUGUUGUCUUUCCGAAAGUGAGAGACGGAUAUGCUUCAGAAUUUCUCUUUCAGUUUCAUUAUCCAGUUAGAUUCUUUUUUCUUUUCUUCUCCUUUUUUUUUUUUUAGACAGGAAAUAGAAGUGACCUUAGAUUGGUCAAAAGAAGCAUUUUUGAAAAGGGUAAUUUUUGCCCCAAAACCAACAUAACAUAAAAGAUUUCCCAACAUAACUUUCCAUAUGGAUUUGUUACAAAAUCAAAAUGCAAUUCUAGAAAAAAAAAUUAAAUACUGCUAUUUCUGUCAUCAGGAUCAGUCCAAGAUAAAGUGCUCAAAAUGAAUUCUAGGGGAAAAAUCUUGUUUGCCAAAAUGCCUUUAGAAUUUUUUAAAAUGAUUUUUCCAUCUCUUGAAUCAACUGACUGGGAACGGCUAGGCAAAUUUUACCAAGGUAAAUCCUGGUUAUGAUUUCAAACUUGCUGUAGCAAAUUACAUGGUUGUUAUUGUUUUUAGUGUUUUAGCAUUAUAGUAGCCCAAGGAAGUCAGCCUCAUGUAAAACAGAGAAUCAAUAUGUAGUUUAAAAUUAAACAUAUUCAUUCAACCAGUAUGUAUUGGGUUCCUGUUUUUUUCAAGUUGUUGGGUCUACAGAUUCAAAAAAUAAUUUUUUGCAAUCCAAUCUUAGAUUACUGCUCCUCAAAACUGUGCCUUUAUCAUCUCAGAUAUGACCAGCAACAUGAGACCUAGGAAAUACUUUUUCAGUACCAGUCACUAAGUUGGACAGAAUGAUCAAAACUAUUCUGCAUGUUAAGAAGAGCAACUCAAAUCUUCAGAAGUCUUUGGCAAAGGAGAGACACAGAAGGAAAAAACCAUCAUAGAUUGUAUGGGCCUAAUCAGGACAUGCUUAACACAAAAGUAGGCCACAGUAGAUGUUUACCUACUAGUAUAUCCCUAAUAACUGAAAUUUUAUUGUUAACAACUCAUUUCUUUGUGCUAAGCAUUGAUGUCCUGACCAGUCCUCAUGUAAAAUGCAGAUUACUCAAGAGGGCUAAUAUCCCUUAACUCUGUAAUCUAUAUUUUCUCAUCACAUGCUAGAUCCUUCAUGGAGGAAAGUCUUAAAUCCACUGGCAGUGUGAAGAGAAGAGACUUAGAGAAGGGAGAAAGUUCUUAGGGAGGGGAAUACCAAAGACAAGCUGCCUACUUUUUGUCCACAGGACUUGUUCUAACCACAAGGAUUCUUGUCAGGUUGGUAAGGCGCUAGCUAAGGUUCACGAUUUGUAGGACAUCACAGUAGUCUGUUCUACAUCUUUGUCUUAAUGUCUAAAGUCCUCCGUUUGAGAAAUUAAGUGUUUUGAAAUAAACCACAGCCCUUACUUACACUUGAGUUAGGUGCAAUUUCUCUUAGAAAUAAGCCAAAUAUGUAGGAGGAAACAUGUUAAGGUACAAAGAAAAUUGACAACACUAUAUUUGAAAUAAGACAUUAUGUUGCCUUACCUAUUUGCUAAAAUAGCCCUUUUCAAGUGAAAGAAAUUGUAAAACAGGCUAAUAAUAUACCUAAAUAUGUGACUUCUUUUAGAUUGUAAGCCUGAUGGCAGGGACACUAAAUUAAUAUUUUAAUGUUUUAUCUAGCAGUAUACCCUUGGUGCUUAAUAAAUGUUUAUAAUAAUUAACAAUG